UGUUUGUCAUAGAUUGUGUGUGGUGGACUUUGCUCAGUGUAAUUGUGUGCAAUACCUGAAGCAGAGUUCAAAAGUCUCCACUGUUGUUAGAUCUCAAGCUCCCAAGAAGUUGUGUUUCUCGACCAAAAGACUGGAAAAGGAAAAAAAGGUUCUAAUUGUUUUUUGGGAUAGAUGGGGGAGGAGGGAGGUUACCAGUUUAUGAAUGCUCUUUUUGAAAAUAAGACUCCAAAAUUGAAUGUUCAGGGCAGAAUGUUGGUAAUGCUGUGGUUAUUCGGUGUUUUAAUGUCAAACUCUUUAUGCUUUCUAUCCUUGUGCUGAAUUUAACCAUAAUUCUACAUUUUACAUAUAGAUACUAUGGAUAACUAUCACUUGCAUGUCAUAGCUGUGGUCCUUUACUUUAAUCUUCCUGGAUCAGUGGGAGCCAAGUCCCAGCGGAUCCUUCCUGCUACACAUCGCCGUUCAGAGUGCCAGUGGGAUGGGCAUUCCUUCCUGAAUUGCUCUUUUACCAGAAUAUCUGCUAUUCCAGAAGGUACAUCACAAAUAGCAAUUACAGCUGAUUUGAGUUACAAUAAUAUUAAGACUUUUGUGUGCUCUGAUGGAAGAAAUGAAGAGUGGAUGCUAAAACACCUGAACCUCAGUAACAACCUGAUUUCUGAACUCACCUUAACUACCUGUACAAAUUUACCCAAUUUAGAAACUCUAAAUCUCAGUGGUAAUGCCAUCCACACCCUCACACUGGAAAUGCCUACACCUGCACAUGGGUCUAAAAAGUACAGCAUUGUUGAUCGUCUCCUGCCUGCUUUGAAAGUAUUGUCAGUUGAAAGAAAUAAUCUUAAUACAGUUCCAAGAGGGCUAGGUCUCCUGCAGUCUUUACAAACUGUCCAUAUGUCAUCCAAUGCCAUACAACAGAUUGACCCAAAGGAUUUUCAAAACUGUUCACAGCUGAAGGACAUUGACCUGCGAAACAACAAGAUAACUAAAAUUCAUCCAGAUGCCUUCAGAGAUCUCAGCAAAUUACAGGUCGUGGAUCUCCGUGAAAAUGCUCUGACAAUCCCUCUACCACAGCUACUAGUCAGUUUGAACUUUUUUCAGCUUGAAGUGUAUUUGUCAAAGAAUGCCUGGAUAUUUAACUGCAGGCUAAAUGCUUUUAGACAUUUCUUUCAUUUUGUCUUUGACUCCACAAGGCAGAAAUGGAGCCUUUCAUACAAUAAGUCUGCCAACAGCUCCCAGAAACCUCUGCUGUAUCUUUCAAGUUUCCAUUUAAACUGCAGGGACAAUGUCGUGCUCAAAAAGGCCACAGUCCCAACAGGGAACACAUCAGUGCUGACCUGUAACUUGGACAACAUAAGGGGCAAUGGAGUCUCUUGGUGGACACCUAAGGGCAGAAUCUCAAAAAAUCACAGUCUUCCUCAGAUGACACUGAAUAAAAUGAAUAAUUUAGUGAUAUACAACGUUGAGAAAACUGCUGAAGGAUUAUAUUUGUGUCUUUUUAAUUCGACAAAAGAGAAAUACCUGAUUUACAAUAUAGAGGUGAAAGAAGGUGUCUCAGCAUUUUUGGUUAGAAAAGCCAGGAACACUCUUUUUAGAGAGAAAGAAACGGAGCCAAACUUUGGACUGGCUGUCUCCCUCUCUGUGCUCAUUACAUUUGUUUGUGCUUUUUGCCUGGGUGCUUUUGCUAGACCCUACCUGGAGAGGCUGUGGAGACGCAUGCGCAGGAACAAAAAUUCAGGUUCAGAACAGACGUAUUCUAACCAAGCUUUUUCAGAUGAAACCUUGAGCAGAGAGCCUUCUGCAAGCAAGCCAACAAACAUGCAGCGUAAUACAUUCAUUUGUGAUAAAAAUUCUUUAAGAAACACUCUGAUCUUUCCUACAGAAGCUUCUACUGCGUAUGAAAAUGUCACUGGCAGUGGUGUACAUCCACCAAAUCCCAAAGCAGAGUACCAGAAACAAAGCAAUACUGAGAUCAACAUGAAGAAAACACCAGCAUUUUCAGAAGUCCAAACUAGUAUUGACAAUAAUGAAAGCGUGAAUGUUUAUGAUACUGGACUAUUUUUUGUAAGGACGGAUUACCAGAACAGCAACGAAAUAACACCAAACAGCAAAGUAAGAAACAACUCUGGUCUGUUGCAGUCUGAGGUCACAAAAGCUACACCAGAUUCUCCAGAAAGAAAAGGUGUUCUUUCACAUCAUAAACCCAGGCAUGCUAGAAAAUUUAUGCAGGGAAGGCAAAGCUGUGAAGAACAACUUUGUCUAAAUAGCAACAAAAAUAUACCUAGUGAUGCUGGAGAUUUUACUUCACCCAGUAGCUUCAGAAGAGAUGCAGAUAUUGAGAAUUUAGGCCUCUAUGAAAAAAUAGACAACUUUCCCACGACAUUGCAUGACUGUAAAAGGAUACAUUCAGAUGAAAAAGAUGCUGCAGCUGAUAUAUUUGGUGACAGUUCUUCAGCUGAAGGGACUCCAUUCACAAUGAGUGACUGUAGCUCUUUAGCAGACUUUGAAGUGGAACAUCCUGGUGUUAGUGACAACCUGCCAGUGUGUCAGUCACCGCUCGAUGACGCCAACACGGACAGUGGAACUGAGAAGUUCGUAACACCACCAGAGUCUCCAAACUUUACUGCUGAACUUCAGCAGACUGGGAAAAAUGAAGAUGAGAACAGUGCCUAUUUUGAAACCACUAUUAAUUAUGGAUCAGAUCCCACCAUGCAGGAAACAGCAUCCCCUUAUGCUGAUAAAAGCAGUGGCCAUGUAAGCAUGUCAGAUCCAGAAACAGUUAGUUCUUCAAGUCAAGAAAUUCCAGUUACAUUUGAUUAUUUCACUAAUGCAAGGUCAACAGUAGAAAAUUCUAUUUCUGAUUCUUUCCAUAGUCAAAGUACAGAUUUUGGUAAGAUGGUACUUAAGUUAAAACCUUUUCUCACAUAUGACACAGAGAAAACUUCUGAAGAGGAUGAACUGCAGCUUUCUCUGUUUCCCAGAGAACCACAGCACUUCCUCAGCUUCAGUCAUACAGAACAAAAAGGAAAUGCACCAGCAGGAAGUACAGAUGAGAAUAUAGCCAGGAACUCCCCUGAAAAGAAUCAUGGUGAAGCAGACAUUAAUGCAGAGUCCACAGAAGAAAACUCUAUUUCUAAUUCUCUCCACAGUCAAAGUCCAGAUCUUGGUAACAUGGUACUUAAGUUAAAACCUUUUCUCACAUAUGACACAGAGAAAACUUCUGAAGAGGAUGAACUGCAGCUUUCACCUCUUCUCAGAGAACCACAGCACUUCCUCAGCUUCAGUCACACAGAACAAAAAGGAAAUGCACCAGCAGAAAGUACAGAUGAGCACAUAGCCAGGAACUCCCCUGAAAAGAAUCAUGGUAAAGCAGACAUUAAUGCAGAGUCCACAGUAGAAAGUUCUAUUUCUGAUUCUCUCUACAGUCAAAGUCCAGAUCUUGGUAACAUGGUACUUAAGUUAAAACCUUUUCCCACAAAUGACACAGAGAAAACUUUUGAAGAGGAUGAACUGCAGCUUUUUCUUCCCAAAGAACCACAGCACUUCCUCAGCUUCAGUCACACAGAAAAAAAAGAAAAUGCACCAGCAGAAAGUACAGAUGAGAAUAUAGCCAGGAACUCCCCUGAAAAGAAUCAUGGUGAAGCAGACAUUACAUUACAAAGAAACACGAGUACAUCUGAGGACAAUGGCUUUAUUUAUGCUCCCACUGGUUUGAAUGAAGUUGUAAAAAAAACUUCACUGCUGCAUUUCAGCCAAGAAUCAUCUCUUCAAUUGCUGCCUGAACCCACAGCUGAAAAACAUUUCAUGUUUGUUACACAGCAAGAUGACUUGCUACCACAGGAGGAGCAGGCUUCUGCAGAUAAAAUGCAAAGAGGCUCUGAUGAGAAAAAUUCUGAUGGAUUCACAGAAUUGCAGGAUACCAGCAAUCACAGUCUGCCUGAAGAAAUGCAGUCUUGUAGUUCUACAGCAGUUCUGGUGCAUCUUCAUAGUUCUGGGAAAACACAGUCAGAAUUCACAACAGAUGAUCCCUUCCAACUGGAUCAGAGUGAUGAGGAUGAAUAUUCCUUCUCAAUCCCACAAGGUUUCUUUAAUGAAAGUACAUCAUACAGUUCAUGUUCCUUCCCACAAAAGCCUACAGAAAAUACAAUCUCUGAAAGCACUGAUUCCAGCAAGAUGAAGGAUCACACUGCUUUGACAGAACUGGAGAACCAUUCUGCAACAACUGCAGAACACCUCCAAAAUUUCAGUGAAAAUCUCAGCCAAAAAAGUCGGACUAAUUCGGGACAGGACCAGUUUUUUGUUAAGAAGAAAAGAGCAUUUGAUGGAUUUGCUAAUAUUUUGCAAAGCAGGAGAACAAACUUCAAUAGCUGAAACACAAAAUGGUUAUACUAAGCUCCCACAGUGUUUAUGUCAUUACAGCAGGUGCAAACAUUAUUUUGUUUUAAAGUGAAAUUACUUUUAUUUAGAAGGGUACUCGCAAAAAACCCAAUAACAGACUUGAUAAAAAGCUAGUCAAGAAUAUUAAUAAAGCUUUUGCUGAAUUAUAUUUACUUUCUCAUUAUUGGUAGUUGUUACUAAUAUAUAAUUUCCCCUGGAAUUUGCUUCAGAUACUCAGUUUUGUCUUUUUGUCUAAAAUAAAUGCAAUAUGGAAAUUCACAUUAUUACUAUUACUGUGUUUUCUUAUGGGACUCAACCUAUACAGAGAAAUAGUACAUACUACUGUCUUCUUUUUUGAGCCAGAUUCGUGGAUUAUCUCUGAAUUCCCAGUGCAGCAAAGAUAAGUAAAGUCCAAGCAGUAUUCAAUUACAUUUCAAAAAUUACUUUUUAACUUGGCAAAAGAGAGAAAAACACUUUUCUCAAAGACACAGAAUAGAAUUCAAUUCUGCAGAAACGUCAUUUAUAGAAAUGUAGCUAAAAUGGGACAUCACCUGAAGUUUGCAGAUGUAGUGACACAGGUAGGGUAAUUUUAAAAGAGACAAAGGAUCCACUUGAGAAUUUUAUUUAAGAGGGGAAAAUCAAAAGCAGUUCAAAACUGCUAAUUCAGAACACCAGUAGCCAAAAGAUAGCAAUUGUAAGGUAACAUUACCUCUGAAUAUUGCCCAAGGCCCCUUCAAAAGAUUCAGCACCACUGCUGCAGUCCUUGAAGGGAAACGUCAUCAUGAAAGGGAGCAGACACAGUUCUGGGAAAAUGCAGGACCUUGGCUACAACUCUGGGAAAAGUCUUUCACAAAGACACAAUUAACUCCUAAAAACUCCAAACAGAAGGAACACAUUUCAAUUCCAUCACAAGAGGAGCAAGUCCAAUGGCAGACUACAUCACUGAAACUACCUUUAAAGAAAAAACUAAGAACAAAGCACCACUGCCAGUUUCAGUAAAGCUCAUUAUCCACACAAGUUCUUUGUGGCCAAAACAACUUUAAAAAUGCAAUGCCUGAAAAAAGCACUGACUCACUUUUUUUUCUAUCUGUGGGUCUUCAAACAUCAUUAACACCUCUCCAAGGACUGUCACCUUUUGGUUGUUGCAGCUACUAACAUGUUAAGAAAUCUAACUAUACAAGCAAGGGAAUUUUGUGAAUCAUGGGGAAAAAAACACACUUGAGUGCUCUAUUGGUAUCUCAUACACUGAAAUGUUUUGCCCUUUGCUUGUGUAACAGUCCAAUGGCAUUUCAAAAUAUAUAUUGAACAAUUAUUUUCUCAUCUUUUUUUCUGACCAUGAGAAUGCUGCAGUGGUGAGGCAGACAGUACUUGUGAGAAGCUGCAGGGUUUCUAAGAUUCCCUUUAUGCCAUAAAGUUGUGGAAAGUUCCUGUUCUUGUCAAACAUAGUAAAAUUUCUCCUUUAUAGUGGGAUUUUAACAUGUGGCAAAGUAUUCAUUCUACUGCCAAAAUAUUAUGCUUCAUCUCAAACUUAUCUUCAUAUGGCUGCCUAAUCUUGCCACUGUCCUUUGCUACUCACCUCUCCAUUCUAUCACAUCUUCACUCCAAUUCAAACUCAGCUGCUUCUCCUUCAUAUUAGUUCAUUAGCAAUUGCUCUUUAAUAUAUUUUGUAUUUUCUGUGACUUCCACACAGUACUCAUCACACUCUGCUCCUCCCUACACUCACCCCAUGUUAGCAUGCCCUUCUCUAUACACUGAGUGUAUAGUCCCACGCACACUGUCCCCAAUUCUGUACCCUCACAUUUCCUUACCUUUCAUCCACUCUAUCUUGUUCACACUGAAAAUUGAUUUAGGUUCUUUGGCCACUGAGUAUUUUCUAGGACACCUACGCUAGUAGGAUGCCCACUGCUGUUACCAUCCCAGUUGACUGUGGGUAAUCACACAAAGUCACAGAAUAAGCUGGAUAAAAAAGGUGCCUGAGUGUAGGCUGUAGGAAUUUGUAAAUGAAGCCUAAACAAUCAGCCAAGAGGAUGCUGGCAAUAGUCUGGAGGCUUCUCACAGGGCAAUGGCCUGCUGAGCUCCACAACUGACAGGACACAGAAUCCCUCACACAGUGAAUCAAGACAGCACAAAACGCAGGAGUUUUAAAAACAGAUCAAGAACUUCAAAUGCAGUAAUCAGGAUGAAACAAAACUCCCAUUUUCAGACACAUAAGUUUGAAAAUUGUCAAGUUAUUUGCUGUGGAUACAAAGCAUUUUAAUCUUUCCCGAAUAUGUUGAAAAUUUGGCUGGAAAAUAACCCUUAAAUACAAGGAGAAGACAUGCACAUCUAAUCUACACAUAAUCAACAAAAGAAACUUUUUUUGGAUAGUAAAUUCUUCAUGGUAGAGAAGACUGUGACUCACCCUCUCUGAUAAAUACAGGUAAGCAACAGCCUACAUUCUGAGAAUCGGCAAAGCCAAUCCCAGCCUAUCAGAAACAUAAACAUAAUAGAAAACUUCUUCAGGAUGGGUUCUGCAUUACAAUAUUCUAAUUACAAUGUGAAUAUAUCCACUUCAAGUAAUAUUUUAAGUCAAGGUUGGAAGCAAUAUCUGGAGGUCACCUGGUCCAAUGAUCCUGAUCAAGCAAGGCCACUUAGAGCCAGUUGCUCAGGACCAUGUUCAGAUGGCUUUUGAGUAUCCCUGAGGAUAGACUCAGUAACAGUGCAUGGCAGAAAAACAGAGCCGUUCCUGAUGUUCAGAUGGAGCCUCCGAGGUUUCAGUUAAUGCCCAUUGCCUCUGGUCCUGUCACUGGGCACUGGCUGAAGAGUCUUUGUCUUCUUUACACCCUCCCUUCAGAUACUGAAAUACUUUAGUAAGACUUCCCACAGCACCUUCUCUUCUCUAGGCCAAACAGCUGUCAGCCUUUCCUCAUAGGAGAGAAGUUCCCAUCCCUUCAUUUCCUUCUUCAUUAUCUUCAUGGCCCUUUACUGGACCCUCUCCAGAAUGUGACAGUGUCUCUGGUACUGGGAAGCCCUGAACUGGACACAAUACUCAGGUGUGGCCUCAUCAGGGCUGUGUAGGAGGGAACACUCAUCCCUCAGCCUGCUGGCAAUACUUUGUCAGCAUCAGGCAGGAACCACUCACCUUCUUCACAGCAAGAACUUGGUGGUGGCUCAUCUCUGACUCAGUGCCCACGAGGACCCCCAGUCCCUUUUCUACCAAGCUGCUUUCCACCUGGGUAGCCCUCAGCAGAUACUGGUGCAGGGGGCUGCUUCUCCCCAGAUGCAGGACUUUGUACCUCUCCUGGAUGAAACUCAUGUAGUUCUUGCCAGGCCUUUUCUCAAGCAUGCUGAGAUCCCUCUGGAAGGCAGUAAAAUCAUCUGGCUCUUCAUCCUUUACUUCCAGCUCUGCCAUAUCAGCAAACUUGCUGAGGAGACCCUGUGCCCCAUCACCCAGGUCAAUAAUGAAGCUAUUGAAGAGAACUGGACCCAGCUCUUACCCUGGGGGUACAGCAUUAGUUACUGGUCUCCAAUUACACUUUGCUCUGCAGACCACCACUCUCUGGGCCAUACAAUUCUCAGUUUUCACCCAUCUGAUCAUCCAUUCCAUACAUCAACAGCUUUUCUAUGAGGACCUUGUGGGUCAAAAGGCUGGACCAAGAUGAGUGGGUAACAAUUAUGCUUCUGUAAAAUUUUGUUGGGACAUUUCUGCUCAAAUUCACUUAUUAUUGAAAACUUUUGUAUUACAGUACUGUUUUACACCAACACACUCCAUUUGAACCAUAACCUUUUUGAUACAUGUACCUGUUCCCAACAGUUUUAAAUACUGAUUUGCUCCACUAUUAGAAACCCGGGGGACAAGAUCCUACAGACAAAUUCCCUGCUAAUACUUGAUAAAGGCUGUCUGCUGAUGUAUGUUCAGAUAUGAGAAUUUCUGAAGUAUGAAUCACAGAAAAAUCUGAAGUCAGUUUCUGAAACCAACACAAAUACUGUUUAUUUGUGGGAUGCCAUUUUACAACAACACCAAGAAAAGACCUAAAAAAUCAACUGGAUUAACUCAUGUUAGGUGGCAUAAUAGUAUUUUCAUCAUAUUGUGAGUCACAGGAGUUUAGCACACCUUAUUUACAUAAUAUGCAAGUAACUAAGACGUAAAGCAUUCACAGUUACAGGUUAACUGCUGUUCCUGCCACAGCAGGGUCAGUAGGUGCUACUUGGACACACGUACACAUGCACACACACAUAGUGGGGGAGUGGGUGAGGAUUUUAAAAAUAAAAGCAAACAAACAAAAAAAAUGAAGCUGGAUUUUGGUCUCAAUUACAGAAAACAAACCACUCUGUUUGUGGUUGGCUUCUAUAUACUUUUACAACAAUACGAAAAGACAAAAUAUAAGGCCUAGAAAGAGGUAUGUUAGCAGCUAUAAAUAAAACCAGGGCACAAGCUAACCUUUAAAGCUGCCUAUAUAAAUUCCAAGAGUAUCAAACUAUUUCUGAGACUUGUGACUAAGGGUCAACAGAAAUCUAGGAAAACCUUAACACAACUGAAGUCCAUUUCUUGUCCUUCAAAAUAGUAACUUGGGAACAUCAAUGAAGUAGCAAUAAGCUAUGACUAAUUUUGAUUGUGUGAGAAUAUUUCUGAUGAGAUAAAACACACGUUUGUGGUAAAAUGGGAGAAGCCUCUACAGAAUUAGAAAUGGCUGCAGAAAGAUAACCCAAGUAGUUAUUGUAGCAUAAAGACAAUCUUAAAGAGGUUUUAACUGAAAA
Serinus canaria (Common canary) is the source of this 9105-nucleotide messenger RNA. RefSeq names its product leucine rich repeat containing 66 (gene LRRC66). Lineage: Eukaryota; Metazoa; Chordata; Aves; Passeriformes; Fringillidae. The transcript has 4 exons. Bases 355 to 4362 code for a protein of 1335 amino acids. The record is from RefSeq and is a predicted model, not a curated record. Gene Ontology annotation, molecular function: protein binding.